Molecule: messenger RNA, 1557 nt
Organism: Eriocheir sinensis (Chinese mitten crab)
Lineage: Eukaryota; Metazoa; Arthropoda; Malacostraca; Decapoda; Varunidae
Product: general transcription factor IIH subunit 3-like
Exons: 8
Coding region: 361-1137 (258 amino acids)
Biological process (GO): regulation of DNA-templated transcription; nucleotide-excision repair
Cellular component (GO): transcription factor TFIIH holo complex; transcription factor TFIIH core complex
Source: RefSeq, a predicted model, not a curated record
UGUUGGUGUUGUAAGCGACGUCAACACCACGACGCCACACUCACGCCGCCUCCACCUCUUCCACUAACCACCACAACAACAGCCACCAGCAACCCACACCGCCAGGGCAAUAGAGAGCGUGGUCCCAUUGCCUAACUAGCCCCAUAAAAGCCCCCAAGAAGAAGAAGAAGACGCCACACUGUCACGCCGCCUCCUCCUCGUAGAAGCUCCACUAACCACCACAACAGCCACCAGCAACCCACAACGCCAGGGCAAUAGAGAGUGUGGUCCCAUGCCAUAACGAGCGUCCUUAAAGCAUUGAAGAAGAAGAAGAAGGCUCCUCCACAACACAAGGACGUUGACACACCAAAUUGACACAGCAUGGCGGAGGAGGGGUGCCUGCUGGUGAUGGUUGUGGACAUGCACCCACAGCUGGCUGAGCACGACGCACACACCUACUUCAACGCUGUCGUGGCGUUCGCUAACCUCCACCUGGCAGCCAACGCGCGGAACUCCCUCGCUGUGCUGGCCGCCAAUCACCUGGAGUCACGGUUCCUCUACCCAGGCUCCAAUGAAGAUGGGGUUGGGAGACAGAAGGACGGGCGGCUGGAGAUGCUGGGACAAGUGGACCGGGCCAUUGAGAGGGGCGUGAGGGCCAUGGCUGAGGCGGCCGCUAGCACCCCCACCAACCCUGAACAGAAUGAGUCCCUUCUCUCCGGGGCCAUGGGCAGGGGGCUCCUCUACAUCAAGCGCAAGGAGACCGAGGAGAUCCUGGCCAAGAGGAUGCAAGCCAGGCUACUUGUGCUCAAGAUAUCCUCGGACACGGGCAGCCAGUACCUGACCUACAUCAACACCUACCUCACGGCCCAGAAGUCCUCGACGCCCGUGGAUGUGUGUGUCAUAGGGGCGAUCAUGGCCUCCUGCAGCAGGGCGCAGACAUCACCGGCGGCACCUACCACUGUGUGCGCCAGAACACCCCGCCCGGACACAGUGGACUACCGCGCGGCCUGCUUCUGUCACCGCACGCUGGUGGACAUGGCCAGCGUGUGCUCCAACUGCCUCUCUGUUUACUGCAAGGCCGUCCCGCUGUGCACCACCUGCAAUGUUAUCUUCCAGACGGACCGACCGCUCGUACGCACGGGCAAGAAGAAGAAGUGAAGUCGUGAGAAAUGCUGUCCAGCCUCUCCCUGUCAUGGAAACACAGGACGUAGGAGGACAGGGAUCACAGACCAACAUGACAAGACCUGCUGGCUAGUGACUCCCUUGGGCUGGGCGUCACCUUCCAAGUCUUCCAGCACACUCUGGCAGCUCAGCAGGACCUUCCCCCACUCCAGAGGCACAUCUUAUCACCAACAGUCUCCAGCAACCUGUACCACCCCUGGGGCUCUGUACGGCCUGCCCAGUCCAAUGUAACACUGAGAUGGAAGGGGAAAGGUAUGGUGCCUGGUCGUCCCCCGCCGCUGCUCUCGCCAGGGAGGAGGGGCAUGUGUCCAGCUCAAAAUCUCUUGCCAGGGUGGAGGGAUGUCUUGCAGAGUGGUUAAGCAACCUGCCUAUCCGACACACUUAAGGGCCGCUCGU